AAGAGAGCCGAAUCCUCGCGAUCCCGGUGAGUCUUCGCCGAUCGUUUAAUCGGCGAGUGCCUGCAACGAGGAAGCGAAGUUUCCGCCGCUUCCUGGUCCUCGCGAUCGAGAAGCACCGCGAGAGCGUGACUUCGCCGAGGUGUUAUGUAUUGCCUGAGUGCGGCCUGCAGGUGCGGUGCUGGGGAUAAUGGCGGUGGAGAAAGAUGAGACUGGCAGUGGGGGUCCUCAGAGAGGGAAGAAGAGGAAAGGGACGGGGGCGAGAGAGGCACCGCCAUGUCAUGGGAGUCCAUCGCAUCCAGGGAGUACCUCAGCGGUUCGGUAAGCCAUCAGCUGUCGGCCACGGCGCUCCUCGGAAGUCCGGAUGGCUCGCGGCACCCUCUUGACGUGUACGAAUUUGCCGAGGAGGAUUAUCGUCAUCACAACGGAAGCGGCCGCGGUCACCAUCAAAAUGGAAGAAUCGGCCUCUGGGAAUGUCUCGUCGGAUGCAGGCAUCGGCUGGAUCAGCAAUUGGCCAGGCGACGAGUUGAACAAGGGUUGAAACUGUACAGAGCCCACAAACAACAGGCUGCUGUACGGAAGUGGAGCGGCGCUCUUAAGAACAUUCGACAACGCGACGACAAGUUCACUCUACUAGGAUAUUUGUAUCAGGCCUACAUGGACUGGGGUAAAUACAGAGAGAGUAUCGACUUCGCUCACAAACAGUUAUGCAUUUCUGAAGAACUUGACUCGCCCAACAUGAGGGCUGAAGCCUAUCUCAAUCUAGCCAGAGCUCACGAAAGGUUGGGAGCAUUGGACAGAGCUCUCGCCUACGCAAGACACAGUCUGUUACACGAAUGCGAUCAGUGUGCGACCGCUGGUCUGGUACAUCUGACCGUGGCCAGGGUCCAUUUGGAAUUGGCUGGAUUUUGCAAAGCUCUUGAGGCCUUCCAAAGAGCUCACAAAAUUGCUCAAUCUAUCCAAGACCCGUCGUUGGAGCUGCAGGUGUACGUGGGGCUUUCAGAACUUUUCAGCAGACUUCAAGACGCCGACAAGAGCGCUAGAUACGCGGCAAAGGCGUACGAUUUAUCACGGAGCUUACAGCUGGGAGAUUUGAAUUCUAGACAUCACAGAGCGGCCCUUUUGCAAAUGGCUGCUGCUCUGCGAAAGCAGGGAGAACUCGGCGACGCUCACGAUUAUUGCUCGGAAGCCACGAGACUCUCCGUCGUAUCCGGGGACCAGGCGAGCUACGCCCGCAGCAUACGGAUAAUGGGAGAUAUUUACAGAAAAAAGUCUGACAUAAACAAGGCCUUUCGACAGUACGAAAGCGCAAUGGGCUCUGCUGCCAGCACUGGCGAUCGUCUUUGCCAAAUGGAGGCGAUGGACGGGGCCGCAAGAUGCCUCGAAGCUCUCCGACUGCAGCAUAAAAUUUGCAAUUGUCGUCCCCUCGAGUUCAACACGAGGCUGUUGGAAGUGGCUGGCUCGGUUGGCGCGAAGCUACUCGUGAGAACGGUCAGGUCAAGACUGUCGCGAAUUUACGGUUCACUCGGUGACGAGGAGCAGAGAGGUCAUCACGAGCGGUUGGCCGCAGCUAUGGAAGAAGACCUGGAGCUACGAUGCGGAGGAUGCAGCGAGCCCUUCGGCCUGGAGGCGGAUUCUCUGGAGGCUUUGCCCUGCUCGCACAUCCUGCACGCGAGGUGCGCCUACGACAUACUGAAGAAGCGGGACAAGAAGAAGAAGAGACUCUGCCCGGACUGCCACAAAUCCGUCAGCUCUCGGCUCUACCUCCACUGCGAAGACCCCCAUGGACUGAACCACAGUUCGCUAAGUCUGGCCUCGCUCAGAGCCAGCAGUUUGGCCACUUUGGAAGAUUGUCACGCGACCAGCAGCGUCUGACCUGAUCACACCGGAUCCUCCCGACGCAGUUAACGAUUCGAUUGAAUUCAAUCGCCUCGACAAGAAAAACUGUUUUCUGAGAUUCGUCAGAGACUCACCUGCGUUUCUUUCCAGUUAAAAGGGACG
Molecule: messenger RNA, 1998 nt
Organism: Diprion similis
Lineage: Eukaryota; Metazoa; Arthropoda; Insecta; Hymenoptera; Diprionidae
Product: 43 kDa receptor-associated protein of the synapse homolog
Exons: 10
Coding region: 274-1872 (532 amino acids)
Biological process (GO): chemical synaptic transmission
Cellular component (GO): synapse
Molecular function (GO): acetylcholine receptor binding; protein-membrane adaptor activity
Source: RefSeq, a predicted model, not a curated record